Aureobasidium pullulans EXF-150 is the source of this 1549-nucleotide messenger RNA. RefSeq lists its product as uncharacterized. NCBI's taxonomy places the organism in Eukaryota, Fungi, Ascomycota, Dothideomycetes, Dothideales, Saccotheciaceae. The record is from RefSeq and is a predicted model, not a curated record. The transcript is spliced from 2 exons. The coding region runs from base 104 to 1441 and encodes 445 amino acids.
GAGUGAUUGAGAAUCACACUCGGCCCGCGAAGGGUCAAUCGUCCACAGAGCUUGCUCUGCUUGACGGCUACCUGCUCACCAACAUCCAACGUGCAGCGGCGCCAUGGAGAAGGUUGAACCUCUCCCAGUAUCUGUCGCUAUGAUCGAAGAGGCGGCGGCAUACUUGGGUGCUUCCGAGAGUUUGUCUUUCCGCAAGGAGAGUGAGCUUGCCGAUUCCCAAGCGUUCUCCCUCAUUCGAGAGCGAUACUUCUCUACGUGGACAACGAGCCUAAUGGGCGCCGACCUCGACCGGCUGGAGAAACUCUCUCGGGAUACCGAUUUGCGGAGUCUGGUCAAGACAAUCGUCAUUCAAGAUGACUGUGAGAAGAACGACCCUUGGAAUUGUGUGUACCCUUUCCAGAGCGACGUCAUAUGGCCUGGAGAUGAGGACGGCAACAUACUGUCUGAGCAGAUUGGCGUACAAAACCUCAGAGCCAUGCUCUUGGACAGAAGACUGUGCCCGGAAAUCAUCAGGAUCCGCGAUUAUCGCAUCAGUCCCUCAAAUCUUUACUACUGCCCGGAGGAUCACAAUCGUAAAGCCUACCGAACUGCUGGUUAUGGACAAGACGCCACGGCAGUCGCUUUGUUUGCAAGGGAUAUCAUUCAAGGUCUGGGACAUGGUGUAAUCGAUGUCAAGAUGCUGCGGCAAUCAACUGAAAACCUGCGGGAACUCUCGUAUUUCAAAAAUCCGGACGCCCCUACUGGCAUGUCUUUAGGCUCAUCGUUGGUGAUUGAAGUAACGAUUUGCUUUUCAACAGAGUUUCGAGGAUGCCAUACCGGACAUUUUCCAAUGCUGCGCUCGGCAGAAAUAUUGGCUGCUCCAUACUGGGUUGAGAAGAUGUUGUAUCACGCCCCGUUGCUUGAGAACCUCACUAUAUCACCUCGCGCUUCUUGGGACGACCUGCUUUCUUCUCGUCCGGUACCACUCCAACUCAAGCAGCUCAGCAUCGGCAGUUCAACCAUCCAUGCAGAUACUCUACAUGCAGUUUUGUCUGGUUCCGUCCACACCCUACGUUCAAUCUCCUUUGAGCAGGUCACACUCAAAGAAGGAUCUGAUUGGCGGGACCUUCUAUCCAGCUUCCGAACCUUCAAGCAUCUCACAUCGUUCCACAUCAAAUUUUUGUGGCACGAAGGAUCUCGCAAACUCCCAAUCGACUUUAUAGGCUUCAGCAAGGCUGAUGUCCCAGAGCAAUGUCAAUCAGGUCUGGAUUGGAAAGUGAGGGGGCUUGCAGACGAUCCUCGGAUUUCAUUGAUAGACUACCAGGGCCCAGAUGCUGGGGAAGUACUCUCUCGUCUUGCUCCACAUGCGAAAGUAAGAUUGCCAUAUACUGCCGAAUUUCUGGCCGCUUACAGUCUUAUGACUGCACAAAAUACCUCAGACUCUACACUACAAAAAGAAUGAUCCAAUCACUGAAGGAAGCUUGGAAGCUCCAAUGGGUAUUUGCAGCAAAGCGAGUAAGGCACCGGCCAACGCACUUCCCAAUCCAGCAGCUGCUCCGACAUCGGCAAG